Messenger RNA from Vitis riparia (riverbank grape), 2920 nucleotides. RefSeq names its product mechanosensitive ion channel protein 2, chloroplastic. Gene Ontology annotation, cellular component: membrane. The transcript is spliced from 14 exons. The coding region runs from base 403 to 2697 and encodes 764 amino acids. The record is from RefSeq and is a predicted model, not a curated record. Gene Ontology annotation, biological process: transmembrane transport. Lineage: Eukaryota; Viridiplantae; Streptophyta; Magnoliopsida; Vitales; Vitaceae.
ACACAAAAACGGCGACACCGUUUUACAUAAACGGCGCCGUUUAGAACCGUAGAAAGUAGAAACUUGGAAGGCAAACCGCAGGACCACUAACACCAGGCAAGAAAUUGAACCCCCUCACCUCGCAAGUUAUCAUCCUUCUCUUUCUCCUCCAUGGAAAAUCCGGUUUUCGUUUUCUGAAGCUCUGAAGCCUAGGGUUUUUCGUCUUGUUGUGUUUUGCCCUUUUCUUUAUGAGGUUUGAUCAUUGCUGGCUAAAAUUUUACUUUGCCAUAGCAGGCUCUGGAGUUCUGAGGUUUCAAUAUCUAUCUGCCCUCUCCAUUAUUAUUAUUUGGAUUCCAAGGAUUAACUGGCAUUGAGUGGAAAUUAACAUCUUUCCCUCCUACUGACAUCUUUUAACACUUUUCAAUGAUGGCUGUCUCUGGUUCUUUGCAUUUUUCCCAUGAAUUGGGAAUUUGCAAGAACCAUGGACAUAGUAAACAGUUAAAGAGUUUGAUGGGAAAAGGCAAGUCACAUUUAUUGAGUGUCACUCUAUCUUCGCAUGCAUCGCGACAAGAUUCUUGGAGUUUCCAUCUUUCUGACAGUAUAUACAGGCCAAUAAACUUUAUACAUAAUAGAUGCAAUGUUUUCAAGUGCAAUUCUUUUCUGGUACCAAGCAAAGCACAUGAAAUUCCUGUUAUAAAGAUUGCUUCCACAGCAUUGAUGAGGUCAUGUAAUGCUUUGCAAGAUAGUCCUCUUGUACUUAAGUUGGUUCCAGCAGUUGGCAUUAUUGUUUUUGCUGUCUGGGGUCUUGGACCACUUAUGCGCCAAACCAGAAACCUAUUUCCUCAGAAGAGUGAUAAUAGUUGGAGAAAGAGUAGCACACAUUAUGUUAUGACCUCGUAUCUUCAACCUUUGCUGCUAUGGACUGGGGCAACACUCAUCUGCAGAGCAUUGGAUCCAAUCAUCCUCCCUACAGAAACUAGCCAGGUUGUUAAGCAACGACUUCUGAAUUUUGUAAGAUCAUUGUCUACUGUACUGGCCUUUGCCUGUUGUUUAUCAAGCUUAAUUCAACAAGCUCAGAAAUUUUUCAUGGAAACAAGUGACUCCAGUGAUACAAGAAAUAUGGGUUUCCAGUUUGCUGGAAAAGCUGUAUACACUGCUGUAUGGGUUGCUGCUGUUUCAUUGUUCAUGGAGUUGUUGGGUUUCUCUACCCAGAAAUGGCUCACUGCUGGAGGUCUUGGGACUGUAUUGCUAACACUUGCGGGUCGUGAGAUAUUCACAAAUUUCCUCUCAAGUGCAAUGAUCCAUGCAACUCGGCCUUUUGUUGUGAAUGAAUGGAUUCAAACCAGGAUUGAAGGCUAUGAAGUUUCUGGUACUGUUGAGCAUGUGGGAUGGUGGUCACCAACAAUAGUAAGAGGUGAAGAUCGUGAAGCAGUCCACAUUCCAAACCACAAGUUCACUGUGAAUGUUGUGAGAAAUCUCAGUCAAAAGACUCAUUGGCGUAUUAAAACCCAUUUGGCAAUUAGUCACUUGGAUGUUAAUAAGAUCAAUAGCAUUGUUGCUGAUAUGCGCAAAGUUCUGGCCAAGAAUCCCCAAGUAGAACAGCAGAGAUUGCAUAGAAGAGUAUUUCUGGACAACAUUAAUCCUGAAAAUCAGGCCCUUUUGAUCCUGAUAUCCUGCUUUGUGAAGACCUCUCAUUUUGAAGAGUACCUGUGUGUCAAGGAAGCUAUAUUGUUGGACCUUCUUAGAGUCAUCAGCCAUCACCGGGCCCGACUUGCCACACCUAUUCGUACUGUCCAGAAAAUAUAUAGUGAUGCCGAUUUUGAGAAUAUACCAUUUGCAGAUUCAGCCUUUGCUCGUGGUGGAGUAGCGCCUAAUCGCCCGCUGCUACUGAUUGAACCCCCUUACAGAAUAAAUGGAGAAGAUAAAACCAAAACUCAAACUCGCUCAGCACGCACAAACGGGGAGCAGGAUGGUAAGGUCCCAGUACGACCAACAACCGACACCAAAGCAGAUGCCAAGGCUGGAGCAACACCAGUAACUGACUCUAAGGCCAGAGAGACUCUAACAUCUGAAAAAAAGGAAAAUGUUAAGGCUGGAGCAACACCAGUAACUGACUCUAAGGUCAGAGAGACUCUAGCAUCUGAAAAAAAGGAGAAUGUUAAGGCUGGAGAAACGCCAAAUACAGACAAGAAGGACCCUAAGGGUUUGGCGGCAUCUACAACCGACCCCAAGAUGGGUGAUAAAGUGAUGGUGAAAUCAGCAUCAAAAUCUGGCUCGAAGACAGAUUCUAAGGUUGCUGAAGUGUCAAGUUUCGAGACCAGAACCCAGGGCACAAUUUCUGAUAAUUCAACCCAAAAUGUCUCUGAUAGCAACCAACCUAAGAAGGCAGGGGUAGGAAAUGCUAGGCAUAACAGUCCAGUUCCCUCAUCGGAUACUGCUAAUGAAAAAUCUGGUGGUUUUCCAGCCUCCCCACAAUCCAAACAGGAAGAUGAGAGAUCAACAUCAAGACCUGCCUUGGAAGAGAACAUAGUUCUCGGUGUUGCUUUGGAGGGCUCAAAGAGAACCCUUCCUAUCGAGGAAGGAACGGCUCCCACUUCAACCCCACCAGAGAAGGAAUUGGCUGCAUUUCGGAAUAGUAAUGAGUCUCUGGCUGCCGAAAAGGAUAAGAAAGACAACCAGAAGCCAACCAUUCCUAGCACGACGUCUGGUGACCAGUGAGUUCAGCCAGGCUGAUUACUGCGCCACAUGGUGUAAUAAACUGAGCUGCAUUAUACGAUGCAGUUGUCAUUAAAAUCUUCCUCAUUGCUCAUUAUUUGUUAGAGUGCGUGGGCUUUAUCCAAUGGCAAUACAGAUAUACAUGUACAUUUUUUCUUCAUUGAAUUGAAACAUAGUGCCAGAGUUGAUUGCUUGCAAUGCUAUCCGGUGGAAUUCUUUUACAGUA